Gongylonema pulchrum is the source of this 246-nucleotide messenger RNA. The record is from the annotation of a GenBank genome assembly. Lineage: Eukaryota; Metazoa; Nematoda; Chromadorea; Rhabditida; Gongylonematidae.
AUGCGCGAUGAUGGUACGGUGCUUCCGCGUGCGCUUACGGGCCUCUGCAAAAAACAACAAAGCAGGAUUGAGCGUUGUGUAAUGCAAAGCUUUUAUAUAUACACACACGUAUGUGUGUAUUUAUAUAUGAAAGCUGUGAAAGGGAAAAGGAAUAAAAAGAAACUGGAAAUUUAUGCAAAGAAAAAGAAGGAAAAAACAAUAAAAGAGUAUCUCAUCCUCCGAGCACCUUCUGUUUACUCCUUUUGA